Messenger RNA from Clarias gariepinus (North African catfish), 702 nucleotides. RefSeq names its product leukocyte cell derived chemotaxin 2, tandem duplicate 1 (gene lect2.1). NCBI's taxonomy places the organism in Eukaryota, Metazoa, Chordata, Actinopteri, Siluriformes, Clariidae. The coding region runs from base 70 to 543 and encodes 157 amino acids. The transcript is spliced from 5 exons. The record is from RefSeq and is a predicted model, not a curated record.
AAAAUUCCAGAGUCUGUGUAUAAAAGCGUCUGGUUCUGAGACUGUGAUGUUAACGGGAUCGAACAGACGAUGAAACUCUCCAUCCUUCUGAUCUGUGCAGUGCUGUUUGUUCUGCAAACUGCAACUGCUCAAGUGAAGUUUGGGCAGCUCUGCAAUGGAAACUCAUCAAACAGAAAGCGAAGCUGCGACAACAAAUACGGCUGCGGCAACUAUGGAGCCUCACGUGAUGGUGGAAAGCGUAAACAUAUGGGUCUGGACAUCGCGUGUUCUGACGGUGCGACGGUUUACGCUCCAUUUGAUGUGACUUUAAAUGGGAAAUCUGUACCAUACAGGAACAACAACGCCAUCAACGACGGCAUCCAGCUGUCUGGGGGAGGUCUGUGCUUCAAGCUGUUCUAUGUGAAGCCUAGUAAAUACAGCGGCUCCCUAAAGAAAGGUCAGAAGCUCGGCACGAUGCUGCCCAUGCAGAGUGUGUAUCCAGGAAUCGGGUCUCAUGUCCACGUCCAGAUGUGCGACAAGUCCGACCCCACCAAGUACUUCUGAUCACACACACAUGGACAUGCACAUGCAGACACACACACACACACACACACACACACACACACAUGCACACACACACGUGCAUUCAUUCAGCUUUGUGCAUCUCCUUCAGAGAUCCUGCUUUCUGUCUGAAUCAUAUAAUACAAAUAAAAAAAAAAACAA